Messenger RNA from Lates calcarifer (barramundi perch), 5589 nucleotides. It is a transcript of the gene ctbp1, whose product is annotated as C-terminal binding protein 1. Bases 275 to 1798 code for a protein of 507 amino acids. The record is from RefSeq and is a predicted model, not a curated record. The transcript is spliced from 9 exons. Lineage: Eukaryota; Metazoa; Chordata; Actinopteri; Centropomidae. Gene Ontology annotation, molecular function: transcription corepressor activity; NAD binding; oxidoreductase activity, acting on the CH-OH group of donors, NAD or NADP as acceptor.
GUUAAGUUUUUACGUUGCUCCAAGCUUAUGCAGUCAUGGCCGGUACAUUGCAGAUUUCUUGGAGAGACAGUAUUUUGAGCUGGAGUAGAGUGGAGAGUAGACGAUGGAGAUCAGACAUAAUGGUGCGCUAAAAUGGAGGGAACAGUCUGGGAGAGUCUCAGGAGACGGGUGAGAGGGAGAGGACAAGGUGAAGGGUCGUGGGGCAGGGAAACGGGCCAGCUGUCUCUUUAAAAAACGACAACAGCUCAAACCGCCCUCGGCCUCAGCCUCGGCUAUGCUAAUGAGGUUAGUGCUGGUUGGCUGGCCCUCAAUGGAGCCGCGUGUGAUUGGAGGCUGGUCAUGGGGGAGGGCCUGGGCGUGGAUGACAGCUGGGAUCCAGCCAGCCAAGAGCAGGCUGACAAGAGAGAGAGAGGGAGAAAAAAAGAGCGAUAGAGGGAGAGCAAGGCGAGAGAGGGAGAGAGAGAGAGAGAGAGAGGAAGACAGGCUGACAGACUUCAUAAUGCAAGGUAUCCGACCCCCAAUCCUGAACGGGCCAAUGCACCCGCGGCCCCUCGUGGCCCUGCUGGACGGGCGCGACUGCACUGUGGAAAUGCCCAUCCUUAAAGAUGUGGCCACAGUGGCCUUCUGCGAUGCCCAGUCCACACAAGAGAUUCACGAGAAGGUGUUAAAUGAGGCAGUGGCCGCUCUGCUGUACCACACCAUCACUCUGUCCAGAGAUGACUUGGAAAAGUUUAAAGGCCUACGAGUAAUUGUCCGGAUUGGCUCAGGCUUUGACAAUGUUGACAUCAAAGCAGCUGCUGAGCUAGGCAUCGCUGUCUGUAACGUGCCAGCAGCCUCAGUGGAGGAGACGGCCGACACUUCACUAUGUCUGAUCCUCAACCUGUACAGGCGAGUCACCUGGAUGCACCAGGCCCUCAGAGAGGGAACCCGUGCCUCUAGUGUGGAGCAGAUCAGGGAGGUGGCUGGUGGUGCUGCUCGUAUCCGGGGCGAGACGCUUGGCAUUAUCGGCCUGGGGCGUGUUGGCCAAGCGGUGGCUCUGCGGGCCAAGGCCUUUGGUUUUGGUGUGAUCUUCUAUGACCCCUACCUGCCCGAUGGCGUGGAGCGUUCACUAGGCCUGCAGCGCAUGGCCACCCUGCAGGACCUGCUCAUCCACUCGGACUGUGUAUCCCUGCACUGUAGCCUCAACGAGCACAACCACCACCUCAUUAAUGACUUCACCAUCAAACAGAUGCGCCAGGGAGCCUUCCUGGUGAACACGUCAAGAGGGGGUCUGGUUGAUGAGAAAGCAUUGGCUCAGGCCCUGAAAGAGGGCAGGAUACGAGGGGCUGCCCUGGACGUCCAUGAGACAGAACCCUUCAGUUUCUCAACAGGCCCUCUGAAGGAUGCCCCCAACCUGAUCUGUACCCCGCACACAUCCUGGUACAGCGAGCAGGCCUCCGUGGAGGCUCGUGAGGAGGCAGCCAGGGAGGUUCGCCGUGCCAUCACUGGGCGUAUCCCUGACAGUCUGAAGAACUGUGUGAAUAAGGAAUACCUGAUGGCAGCCUCUCAGUGGCCCAGCAUGGAGGCACCCACUGUUCACCCAGAACUUAAUGGAGCCACUUACAGAUUUCCUCCAGGUCUGAUCAAUGUUGCAGCAGCAGCAGCAGGGGGUCUCCCAGGAGCUGGCGCAGGGGUUGAAAGCCUGGUUUCAGGAACCCUGGCACACGGCAUCGCCCCCGUCUCCCACCCUCCUCACGCCCCCUCCCCGGGGCAGCCUACUAAGGCUGAAGCCGACAGAGACAUCCCUUCUGACCAAUAGCCCCCCCCGCCGCCGCCAGCACAUUCCGUCACCUCUGGACCCCCCCCCAAGCCCCACCCAGAUCAGACACAGCCCGACCCUCCAGGACAUCGGCAGCACCAGUUUGACCUGAUGUGGAUCUACACAGUCUUGUUUCUCAGAUCACAUAACCAGCCCAGGAGUGACCUAUCCACAUCUACCCCGCAUCCUCACAUCCCUCCAGGACACACACAUCCAUCCCUCCAUCCUAGUCCUCAUCUCACCCACACACCCGCCAUCCCCUCAUCCUUUCACACCCCCACAACGUCAGCAAUAACUCUGUUCUCAAGGAUUCAAUGAUUGGAUUGGUUUAUUUCCUUAGUUGGCUGUUGUUUUAAUGGAAAGUUGAUCUGUUGUGGUUCUAGGUGUUAAUGUUUGUUUGUAAAAAAAAAAAAAAAAAAAAAAAAGAAUAGCAUUUCUGACAUGAGGCUUUACAGCCUGCUGCCUCCUGUAGUCGUCCUCUGACUCUGACCAGUAGAGGCACAGAGGCAGAAAGUUUGAAGCCCCCCCCCUUGUACAUUAAUGGCUCAUGUUACUGCUCUCUUCUUCUUCUUUUCUUUUUUUUUCCCUCCCUCCCCACCCAUUUCUUGAGAUGGGGGAAAAUGUGUACUAAAGUAAACCAGACAGAAUCACAAACAGUACAUCCUGUCCUCCCCACCAGGCAUCUAGCUACUCUUCAGCCCAGUUCAGCUAUUAGUUCUUGCCCCGGCACUGUCAUCAGCUUGUUCAGCAGAGGGAUCCAUAAUGCUGUCAGUGUGGAGCUCUCUCAGGCUGUCAAAGUAUAUCUGCUCAGUUCAUGCUUUAGCCCUCAACCUUGAUGGAGUGAUACCCAAGAUCCUUUGUCACCGUUUUACUGCUGAGAUUGUCCAGUUUUCGGACAGUCAUCCCCGUAUUUACAAGUGCUUUGUCUCUCAUGGAUUCUCCAUUCAUGACAUAAUAGUUGAGCGCAUCAUAUCAGAGAGCGCCUAGGCAUGAAUUUCUUUGCCAUGCCAGCAGCCAGAGUACUGCCCAUGAGGUCUCUAAAUAUGGUGCCCACACAGUAUCAAAUGCAGCAGCUUUUUCUUGCUGGAAAAGACCGCAGCAUGCAGGGGGCCUCGCCAGCAGAGGGCACUGUCUGACCACUCAUCUCAGUCAAACAGAUGGGACAGUUACAGGUUAGCUUCAGUGACGAAGAACAUGAUCACACACUGCCGACAUUCAGAACAGGAUUGGGUCACCGGGGAUCGACUACCGCCUUAUUGUUUGACAAGAUCUCACUGCAGCCCACCACCACCGUCACCAUCCUCACCCCUGCACCCACCCUCCACUCUCCUCCCACUGUCAUGACCGACCCCACACAUCUGCCCAUGAACCAGUAUGCAUCCACCAAUUCCUUUAAGCGUGAGGGGACAGUAGAGAUUAGAUUCCCUGUCGGAGCAAGGGGACAGUGUUCUUGCAUGCUGGCUUUAUUAAUGACAGUGGUGUGUGUCUGUGUGUGUGUGUGUGUGUGUGUGUGCGUGUGCGCGCGCAUGCAUGUAAGUGUGUGCGUGUGGGUUUGUGUGUGUUUGUAUGUUCCCUCACCCUGUUAUGAUAACAAGCUGUUGUCUUUCCAAAGGAAUAGUCCCUAGGAGUAACUCUUUAACGCUGUUGCCCUGGUGUCAAGGGAACACCUUUCUAGUACCUCAGUAACAGAUAUUGAAUGUACCGUGCAUACCCUUUUAUUUUUUGUACAGAUUUUCUAGAUACUUCUUUACUAUUCUUUACCAGAAGGGUUGUGAAAUUGUAGCAGUAAUGAUACAAUAAAAAAACAUUGCCCAAUGAAAUAAAUUGACAAAAUCUCUGUAGGUUCGCUAUAGGUCACUGAAAUACUCAGGCUUCAAAACCAGUGUGUAUCUCUUUCCCUUUACCUUUUAUUUCCUCAUUGUGGAAAAUUCAGCACAACACUUUGCCAUUCUUAGACUUCAGACUGUAGUUAAUGUGUUUCGACCUCCAUCUUACUGGCUUAUGAAAAAUGAGGAAAAAAAACAAAAGGCAGUUGUCGUGGUCUGCUAGUUUUCUUUUAUUAGAACAAUAGUAGUAGAUGCUGUUUUGUUUUUUUGUUUUUAACCCCUCCCUUCAUUGUUAAGCUGCUCUAUCUAUCGUGCAUGUGAGGUAAUUUUCUAGGGGAACUACUAUUGGCUUAAAAAAAUUGGUGUCAUCUUGCUGUUUCCCUCUGCUCCCCGGCCUUCUCCCCCUCAGAGUGUUUUCAACCCGAGUUGCCAUUUUUGUCGUGGUCAGUUUCCAGUGAUGUACAGUUUUCCCCUCAGAGUCUAUGAGAGACAUGGAGCAUGUUUGUGUCCUGAGAUGCUAGGCUCCUCUGUCAUGUGAUGAGUAUAUAUUUUUAAAAAAUAACCCCCAUAGUUCAGAAUAUGAGCAUUAUAGUAAUCUUAAAUUUUGCUGUUGAUGAUGAUUAUAUAUAUUGUUUUUUUUUUUUUCAGUUCAGCAGUGCACUGUUAUGAAAACCAUUCUGUUUUUAUUGUAGGAUUUCAUUUUAUGGAUAUGCUGUCUGUGUUCUACAUGUUGUACUGAAACAUUUCAGAGAAAACAAGAGAUCCCUCUCCUGGUGUUUUUUUUUUUUUUCUUUUUCUUUUUUAAUUUGUCUUAUCCCAACUGUCCUUUUCCAGCUGAUAUCCUCUGGGCCUUACUUAUUCUCUCCCUGUUAAAGUAGCUGUUAUAGAAAGUCGCCAUGGAACCACUCACUGCCUUAAUACAGUUGACCACAGCAGGUGAAGUCAGGAGACACAUCCAGUCGGAAAGAACAGGCCUCAAUGGAGGCCGCUCCGCGAAAAAAGUUCUUCACACCCCGACAGGCCUAAAUCUGCAGCACCUUGCAUUUCUUUUUCAGUGAUGAACCACGUUUAGCCUUGUGUAGGUUUCGACUCAUUCUGCAAAACGCGUACAUCCAGUGUGAACUCUUAAUGUGCAUUAAUGUUAUUUUUCUGUCUGUUAUCUAGUUUUUAAUAGUUAAGUCAGCCCAGCAGUGUGUAUGUGCGUAGGCUAACAGAUAAGCACAGUGUGUAUGCCACAGCUGAUAUUUCACUCUUGGGUGUGAGAAUGCCCCCCCACCUCCCACUAACCCACCACCACUGUCACUCAGGGGCUCUUAAAGCGUCUUUCACAGCGCUGCCAGAGCCCCCAGUGGGGCUGGGGGUGGGAGGGCAUAGCGGACACUGGUGUGGUCUGUCAAAAAAAAAAGAAAAGAAAAAGAAGCAGAAAAUUACGAGAAUCGGUCACUUUUUCUCUCUCAGGGUUCAAAUGCACACAUAUCCUCCAGCAGUCGCCCUCUGUCUCGUGUCCCUCAUCCCAGGUUUUUCCGCCCUCAGAAUGUAGAACAGCCUCCUGCGUUUUUAGAGACCGCUCUCCCCUCAUUCCCCCCUUUGUGCACAGGUCUGAACUUUUUUUUUCCUGUUUUGCUUUCUUUUGGCACUGACAUCUAACCAUCUAACAAGGAAUGAAUGAAUGAAUGUUUGAAAGUGACUGUGUGUAAUGUUAAAAUUGGGAAAUGUAUUUUUACAACAUGUGAACAUGUUUUUUUUUUCCACUCACUCUCAUUGUGAAUUGAUUUUUUUUUUCUUUCACCAGACUGCAAAAACAAAAAGAAAAAAAACAAAAAUGAAAAAAAAAUCUCCUGUAACUAGGCUCUUAAGCUUUAUUUUUGUUUUGUUUACUUUUUUAUUAGAAACAAUCAUGUUUGUGAUGGUAACUUCCGAUGGUAAACUCCACACCGUAUUUUAAUAAAAUCUUAAAAAAUUAAA